AGGAGGGGAGCCUCCCACCAAAGUAGGACAAGUGUGUGGAGAGCUGAAAGCAACGUCGCGGCUCCAGCUGGGCUCUAGGUGGCAGCAAGAGCUCCAUCGGGCUAGGCUGCACGCCCAUCAUCCCGGAGCAAGGGACAGGCACUGAACCAAAAGGAAGGUGAUGAAACCUAGGACUCGGAGCUGAAGGGGCAGCCCCAGCAGCAGGUUUGCCUCCUCUGGUUUCGCCGUCGCUCGGAGCACGGACUUGCAAAUGGCUCUGGCGGUGCUCGUCCCCUGGAGCCGUAUCCUCGUGGUUGCUAGCUUCCUCCUUGUGUCCCAAGGCAGGUCAUCAGCAGAUGCUAUUAGAAACGUCCAAGUCUUAGGAUUGAAUGAGACACAAGUGAUGCAAAGUCUGACCUUCUCUGUGCAUAUCACUGGGAGUCUUCCUAUGACUUUAUGCUGGCUAAUUAAACCAGACUGUGUCCCUCUAGAAGGAAAUGAAUGCCACCUGGUGGUGAUAAAUAGCACCUCUUACAAUGUGAACCACACCUUCAAGGAUCCAGGAGAGUAUUGUCUCAGUGUCAGAGUCCAAAACAGCACCAACCAGAUCCCUCAGUAUCACCUGAUUAAAGUGUUGUCCUCUGGCAUCCACCCAGCUCUCUUUGCUUUGCCCUGUGUCUUUCUCAUCUCAGGGAUGCUGAGUUUCAUCAUAUAUGUGACCUACAGGAAUAGUUCCCAGCAGAAGGACCUGGUAGAGGUGGCUGAUUUCGACUUUUCUCCCAUGUCUGACAAGAGCCUGGCUGGUUCUGAGUCCAAGAAAUGCUGUAUGAAGCUGUGCUGCAUUCAUUACUCCCUUCAACCACCUUCACAUGAUUGGAAGACCAUCAGAGAGUCUCUUGAGUUGCUGCAUCCUUUCUAUAAGCCGGUUAAAAGUUACUCAGUGUGAACAAUGAACCUAGCUGGCUUAUUUAAGUUUUAGGUGUCUACUGACUUCAAGCCUUGGAAAGAAUCCAGAGCAUCUGCUGGCAUGGUUUAUUUUUACAAAGCAGUUUGAAAUAUGAAAACUUGAUCCAGUCCAGUGACAUAGAGCUAUCCUUAUUAUCCUGUGCAGGGGGAGCUGAAAACUUAUCUGAUUGUCUUGAAUUUUCGAUAUUCACUCCGAUGAGCAUGGCACAGCUACAUUUCAAGCUGGGUCUUUUGUCCCUGGGGUUCUCUAGGUGCACAUAUUUAUCUGUCUAAUGCAUUUGGAAUUCACCCAUCGAUUACUGACUAUUUUUUAAAAAAUGUGAGGAAUAAGUCUCAUUUUUAAAAGCAAUCCUCCUUUUCAUAUGUUCCCCCUCUGGCAGUUCAUAUAUUGUUGGUUUAGGGGGGAAGUAUGGACCCCGGGCUUUACUGGUACAACAAAUUCCCAGGAGAAAGAGAAAACUACAUUGACCAAUUCAGUUUGUAUUUUCUCUGUAAUUUGUAAAUCUUAGAGAACUGCCUGGAACAAUGAAAGGUUAAAGUGACUUGCCCAGGAUCAUGUCAGAAAUGGUGACUCGACCCUGGGUCUUCUUAGUGACAAGGGGAGCUCUCUAACCAUCAAGAAAUGCUGCUUCUCAUGUAGUUUGCUUACAGGGCAUAAUAGUGGCUAUUUUAACCCUGCCUCUUAUUAGAAAUAAGAUGGAAAGAAGUCAGAUGCUAUGUUUUGCCAUAGCAUCAACAGGCUACACCCACCUGACUUCUCAAUGCUCCCAGUCCUUGCCUUGCAUCAAGCUGCUUUGAGCUACUCUAUUCCCAGAAAAUUUCCCUGCACUGUCAGGGAUAUCCACCUGCAUUGUUCAGAAAGAAUUAGUAGGGGCAGCUGGGUGGCUCAGUGGAUUUGAGAGCCAGACUUAGAGAUAGAAGGUCCUGGGUUCAAAUUUGACCUCAGACACUCCCUAGCUGUGUGGUCCUGGCCAUUUAAACUCCAUUGCCUAGUCCUUACCAUUCUUCUGCCUUAGAACCAAAGUACAGUAUUGAUUCUAAGAUGGAAGGCAAGAUUUUAAGAAAGAAAGAAAGAAAGAAAGAGGAAAGAAAGAGAAAA
Molecule: messenger RNA, 2044 nt
Organism: Monodelphis domestica (gray short-tailed opossum)
Lineage: Eukaryota; Metazoa; Chordata; Mammalia; Didelphimorphia; Didelphidae
Gene: TMEM130
Product: transmembrane protein 130
Cellular component (GO): plasma membrane
Source: RefSeq, a predicted model, not a curated record